UACUGAAUUGGCGGGGGGGAAGUUUUCCGGUUUGAAACAUAAAAACAGAAAGUUUCUCGUUCGGGUUUUUCCCCACAGUCCGCGUUUGUGUUUCUUGGAAACAUUUUAUUUGCAAUAAAUCCUCAACAUGGAAGGAAAUCACAUCACAGAGGAGAUGUCGGAGAUUUCAGAGAGGCUGCAAAAAUCCAUGUCCCUGGACGCAGAAGAUGACCUGGAAAACUACAGGAGGUUAAUUUCAAAAGCGAAAGCUUCCGCCAAGCAGGGAGACAUUGAACAAGCAUUGAAGCUGUUCAAACAGGCGUUCAACAUUCACCAAACCCCCAAACUGGAGAACAGGAUAAAGAAAAUUGAAGAAAUUCUAGCUGAGAACAACUUGGAGGAUGAAGAUGAGUUCAUCAAUGUGAACAACAGCGGCUUAAUGCUGUUUAAAGAACUACACGACAACCUGUAUGACUAUCAGAGAGACGGCGUUUCCUUCCUCUACAGCCUCUACAGGGACCGUCUCAAAGGAGGAGUUCUGGCUGAUGACAUGGGGCUCGGAAAAACCAUCCAGAUCAUUUCGUUCCUCUCCGGCAUGUAUGACAACGAGCUGAUAAAACACACACUGCUAGUAAUGCCAACAUCACUCAUCACAAACUGGGUCAGGGAGUUUGGCAAAUGGACUCCAGGUAUGAGGGUGAAGGCCUUUUAUGGCAGCAGUAAAGCAGAGCGGACCAGGAACCUGGAGAAGGUCCAGAGCAGAGGAGGGGUCAUCAUCACCAGCUACACCAUGUUGAUGAGCAACUGGCAACAGCUAGCCUCGUAUCGAGGGAAGGAGUUCUGUUGGGACUACAUGAUCCUGGAUGAGGCACACAAGAUUAAAAACCCUUCCACCAAAACGGCCAAAAGUGCUUACGCCAUUCCGUCCAAGAACAGGAUCCUCCUGACGGGAACGCCGGUGCAGAACAACCUCCGGGAAAUGUGGACGCUCUUUGACUUUGCCUGUCAGGGAUCUUUACUGGGAACAGCCAAGACUUUCAAAACAGAGUAUGAAAACCCCAUCACCCGUGCCAGGGAGAAGGAUGCUACUCCUGGAGAAAAAGCUCUCGGUUCCAGGAUUUCUGAGAACCUCAUGACCCUAAUCAAACCUUACUUCCUUCGUAGAACUAAAUCAGAAGUGCAGAAGAAGAAGGCUGGUGAAAAAGAGGCCAACCCUGAAUCAAACAACCAGGAAGACAAUAAAAAUCCGCCAACUUCUGGAGCAGUGAUGCCCGAGCUGACUCGGAAAAACGACCUGGUUGUCUGGACCUACCUUAGUGCAGUUCAGGAGGACAUCUACAGGCAGUUUAUUGGUCUAGACCACAUCAAGGAGCUGCUAAUGACCACCAGAUCUCCGCUAGCUGAGCUAACCAUUCUAAAAAAGUUGUGUGACCAUCCAAGACUGCUUUCUGCCAACGCCAUUGCAAAGUUGGGUCUGGAAGAAAACCCAGAGGCUGAAAACGGCGAGGGUGAUGCUCACAACAUUGCAAACGUUUCAGAUGAAACUUUAAUAUCAGAGUCUGGGAAACUAGUGUUUCUGUUGGCUCUUCUGGAGCAGCUCAGAGAAGAAGGCCACCGAACGCUGGUCUUUGCGCACUAUCGGGUGGUCCUGGACAUCCUCGAACGGAUCCUUGGCAACAGGGGUUUCAAAGUCCUGAGACUGGAUGGAACCAUCACGCAGAUCACAGAACGAGAAAAACUGAUCUCUCGCUUUCAAAAAGACAAACGUUACUCCGUGUUUCUCCUCACCACUCAGGUGGGAGGAGUGGGCAUCACCCUGACGGCAGCUAACAGAGUCGUCAUCUACGACCCCAGCUGGAACCCAGCCACGGACGCUCAGGCUGUGGACAGAGCGUACCGCAUCGGUCAGAAAGAAAACGUAGUGAUCUACAGACUGAUAACCUGUGGAACGGUGGAGGAGAAGAUCUACAGGCGACAGGUUUUCAAAGACUCCCUGAUCAGGCAGAACACCGGGGACAAAAAGAACCCCUUCAGGUACUUCAGUCGCCAAGAACUGAAGGAGCUCUUUACCCUGGAGGACCCGAGAUCUUCAACCACCCAGCUUCAGCUGCAGGCGCUUCACUCCAGACACAGACGGACCGACCCGGCAUUGGACGAGCACAUCGCUCAUCUACAUGCUAUGCACAUGUUUGGAAUCUCUGACCACGACCUCAUGUUCUCACAAGAUGUCAACCAUGACGAGGAUCCUGAGGACCAGGAGGAAUAUCAAUACAUCCAAGGCCGAGUCCAGAAGGCCCAGGAAUUGGUGAAGGCAGAGUCUGAGCUGCAGCAGAUGCAGCUGGUGGAGCGCAUGGCCUCCAGCACAGAACCAGCCUGGCUGAGACAACCUCUGGACCACGAGAGGAAACCCAGGAACUUCAAACCAAGUCCGCCGCCCCCUGACCAGAACUCCAACGUAGUGGAUCUGGACCAGUCUAGUUCUGGAGAAGAGCUGCAUCAGAAUCAAAGCAUUGAGAUCAUCGAUCUCUCUGCAGACGCCUCUGAAGAACCGAUGGACGGAUCUGGACCUGAGGCCAGCCUGGUUCAGAUUACAGCAGAUGGAUGCCCUGAUGGACCCGGCAGAACCUCCUACUCUGACAGCGCCCUAAAGUCCACCCCCCCUCUGCAGAACAGAAGAGUUUCAGAUCUCCAGCAGUCCAACUCCAGCCUCAGAGCUGGAAGCUCCAGGAUGAGCGCCCAGCUGGAAUCCUUCAACGGGAACUUUAACCUGGAGCUGGAGGACAAAGACGAUGGCGUCCAGGAGGCGGACGGCGAGGAAGAGGAGCGGAAGCUGCUGUCUCAGCUCCAGAUGGACGGCAGCUUCAAUCUGGACCAGUCUGGUUCUGGAGGAGAAGAGCUGCAUCAGAAUCAAAGCCUUGAGAUCAUCGAUCUCUCUGCAGACGCCUCAGAAGAACCGAUGGACAGAUCUGGACCCGGCAGAACCUCCCACCCUGACAGCGCUCUAAAGUCCCCCCCCCCUCUGCAGAACAGAAGAGUUUCAGAUCUCCAGCAGUCUGACUACAGCCUCAGAGCUGGAAGCUCCAGGAUGAGCGCCCAGCUGGAAUCCUUCAACGGGAACUUUAACCUGGAGCUGGAGGACACGGAUGAUGGCGUCCAGGAGGCGGACGGCGAGGAAGAGGAGCGGAAGCUGCUGUCUCAGCUCCAGAUGGACGGCAGCUUCAACGUGGACAAGUCUCUGUCAGAGAGGAGAUGGACCGCCGACGGCUGCGCAGAGUCACACGUGGACGAGUCCGUGGCCAGGUCCGUCAAAGAGUCUCCAAACUGGUCCACGGUACGACCUGUGGACAAGUCCAUUAACAAGUCUGUGGUACGAUCCGUCAACGAGUCCGCAGACGAGUCCAUCGUUGUUACCAGGAGGAAGAAAGCAGCCGUUAUCUACGACAGUGAUGAAGAAGAGGAGGAGUUGAGGAGUUCCUUCCAGGUCCUCGGGUCGUCCACGCCCAAACGCUCCCCCAGCGGGGGAGGGAACGUGUCUGUGGUGUCCCGACGGUCCCUCCUGCAGUCCAUCAUCGAAGACAUGGAGGAUCAGGACGUCCAGGAGGAAGAUGAUGAUGAUGAGAAUUUGUUGGAGAUGGAUUCUGAUCCAGAAGAGACGACCGGAGAGACUCUGGAUACGGAGGAGGAGACAGAGGAGGAGGAGACAGAGGAGGAGGAGGGUGAAGAAUCCGAAGCGGGCUCUGCUGACGGAGAGGACAAUGGGACGGGUUCUGCUGGGGACGAGCUUCAGCUGGAGGAAACCACAGAGGAAGAGGAGGAGAUGACUGGCUGACUGAAUCGGGUCAAACCGGGUCAGCAGAACUUUCUCCAACCUGUCAAAUAGUUCAGUUGAUCCAGAAUUUGUUGGCAUACGGAUGUUCUGUUAAUAAAAACCCAAAUAAUACUU
This is a messenger RNA of Cyprinodon tularosa, 3922 nucleotides long. It is a transcript of the gene ercc6l, whose product is annotated as excision repair cross-complementation group 6-like. Gene Ontology annotation, molecular function: ATP-dependent chromatin remodeler activity; DNA translocase activity; ATP binding. The transcript is spliced from 4 exons. The record is from RefSeq and is a predicted model, not a curated record. Bases 128 to 3808 code for a protein of 1226 amino acids. NCBI's taxonomy places the organism in Eukaryota, Metazoa, Chordata, Actinopteri, Cyprinodontiformes, Cyprinodontidae.